AUGGACAUCUGGGGCCGCGACGUGGGCUUUGCGCUGGCGCUCGUGGGUUUCACCAUAGGCGCGAUCAUCACGGCUGCAUGCAACGACGUCUUGACUUAUUGCGCUGCGUCGGUAUUUCUCUGGAUGGUCUAUGACAUGCUGUCGUACGUCAUGUUUGUGGUCAUUGCCGACCACUUCCCUUUGUCAACCCGCGGUGGUGUGUUCGGCCUGUAUCAAACGCCAUGGUUUAUUACAACUUGGAUCGGUGCGGCCGCCGCGACCGCUUACCUCGAAGGCGCCGGCUGGCAAUGGGUCUUUGGCACCUUUGCCAUUAUAUGUCCGAUCACUAGGAUACCACUGCUCGGCUUGCUCAACAAGAAUCGCAAGAGUAAGAGUAAAAAGCGGCAGAUUGCGCAAGAAGGGAGCAAACAAUGUUCGCCUUGGUAA
Cladophialophora psammophila CBS 110553 is the source of this 426-nucleotide messenger RNA. RefSeq lists its product as uncharacterized. The coding region runs from base 1 to 426 and encodes 141 amino acids. The record is from RefSeq and is a predicted model, not a curated record. The transcript has a single exon. NCBI's taxonomy places the organism in Eukaryota, Fungi, Ascomycota, Eurotiomycetes, Chaetothyriales, Herpotrichiellaceae. Gene Ontology annotation, biological process: transmembrane transport. Gene Ontology annotation, molecular function: transmembrane transporter activity.